AUGGCCGGCUUCCCCGUGCCCAACGAUGUGCCGGGUCAACCGAUCGACAAGUCGCUGUUCAAGUUGCCGGGCACCAAUGGAUGGAUGCCCCACGACUACCAUCUGCAGGGCGACCCCACUCUCGCGGCCGACGUGUCUCACGGCCACGCCUUCCUCUGCCACACAUUCACCGCGCUCAGCUCGGUGGCCACUGUGCUCUCGCAGGCCUACCCCUACAUCUACCGCACAAACAUCUCGCCACUCAAUCAACCAUUCCCCUCUGUCUUGGCACCAGUGUUCAAUCAACAACUGUUGGCCGCAGCUCACUUUGCUCAGAGCACGGACAACGACAUACAGAUGACUGGCAGUCAUGGCGACGACAUCUGGGUACUCUCUCAAUCAUUUGGAUUCCAGAUGACUCAGCCACGUCGCGAUCCAACACCCAAUGGCAACAUGCUUGUCACGAGCACCAAGCUCUCCCCUGACUUCUCCAAGAAAUUCUCGAUCCCACCCUCGCUCUCCCAAUGGUCCUUCGACAUUGAUGAGGCUCAACUCGCUGUAUCCGAGUCGCCCGCAGUCGUCUGUCUUUCAAACUACCAUCAGCUCAAUUACAUGGGAAGAUUGAUCAUCUGUAUUCCAGGCGAUGUCCCACUGGCCCAACACUUUAUCCGUGCUGUUGAGACUUAUGAGAACUCGAUGUGCGUUGGCCAGCCGAAUUGUGCAGACUUGGACAACUUCCAGGCCACACAGUUCAUCAAGGGCAAGUUGUUGAUCGACGUUGAGUCGCCCAUGCUGCCCGAGAGCAUCGCUGAGUACAUGGCAGCAUUCCCCGACUCAUUGCUGCCCAACACCGACCUGAGCAUCUACAACACCAACCAUUGGUGCAGUGACUCAUGUCUGGCCGCCAUGAGCGAGCAGUCUUGGUACCGCUCGGACGACUACGCUCAAUUCUCAUUUGAGAAGGAGUUCAAGCCAUUCGUGCUGAUCUUCCUGCACGACCAGGGUCGCGACAUCACCAUUGUCGACGACAACAACGCCACCAUCUCUGAGCCGUCGCGCGACAUGAGUGAUCAGGGUGCCUACUCGCCCUACUUCACCGACGACUACGUCGUGCUGUUCCGUGUGUUGCAGUGGCUGCAUGACGUGCGCCAGACUGUGUGGCCAAUGGGUGCGCCGUCACCCCGCAGCAUCUUUGUCACAUCUGACGCCUUUUUCAGUGGCCGCAUGAGCACGAAUGGUCCCGUCAUCAAGUCAUUCUGUAUGGACUCCAUCUUCCAAGCGUUCGCCUAUGAUGUCGUCGCUCAACUCGAUCGUUCCUUCGAUAUUGGCUGGACCUCACGUCCAUCCUCCGCCACCUAUCCCGUCGCCGCAGCCAAGUGGGACCUUGUGCAUGGUCUCGUCACAUCCAUCGCCAUGAACUACAAGAGUCUUGUACUCCCAUCACUUUCACAACAUCUCAAAGAAUCAUUUGACCCUGAUUGCUCGGGUCAAUGGGUAGACUAUGAGAAUUAUAAUGCCACUCAAGAUGCACCAAUGUCGAUGGGCUGGACUACAGCCUUCUUCUGGGACCUGUUGGACCAGAACCCAGACUCUGGCGCCAACGACAACAGUCCAGACCCAACAAUCUCACUCGCUCAACUACUUCAAUCAUUGUACCGCAUUGGCCAGCAACCCGAGGCUCAGCAGCCCACCAAUGCUCGCGACUUUACCGCUCAAAUGGUCCAGGGAAUGCCCGCCACAACCGUCAGCAAAGUGCAAGGCACAAUGGACUAUGACCAGAUCUACAUGUGUGCUACGUCGUGCCAGGCCGCACCUGUGCCGGUGACCGAUCCCACCUCCAUCCAGCAGUACCUCAUCUCGUUGGGCGUGUGCCAGAGUGAGAUCGAUCAAGUCUCACUUGAGUCCAUACAGGAGGCCAUGCAACAAUGGGUAUCAUACAGCAACAAUGUGGUCGACAACACUUUGGUAAAGUUCAUCACUCAACCCGUGGAGACCCGCGACCCAGUGCUUGUGUCGCUUGUCAACAGCCUGAACACGGCCCGCUGUGGCCAGGACUCGCUGCCAAAGUCCAUGGUGCAAUUCACCCGCGUGCUCGCCAACCAGCUGUACCACGCCACCAUGUCCUUCCAGUACUCGCGCAACAUUGAGACCUACUUCUUUGGCGACACUACCAACUGGGUCUCGACAGGCGUCGCCGUCACCAAGUACAACGACCAUCUGUGCUGGGUGGGUACCACCUCGCUGGCGGACUUUAAGCGCGGCAUCCCCCUUGAGCACUGUGAGGUCGGCCCCUUGGUCACCUCGAUCGACCCGCUGGACGGACCCACCGAUCAAUCCAGUGCCAUCACAGUCAUCGGUCACAACUUGGCCAUGGAUGGCGUCACAUUCAAAUUUGGCAACAAGGACUGCGUCUAUUCCAACUCCUACUACAAUCAAUACGAUCAAUCAAUGGUGUGCAACCUGGCCGAUGGCAUUGGUAUCCUACCAAUCACCUAUUACAACUCCCAAGCCAGGCUACCCGCCGAGCGACCACUUCGUGACUGGAUCUUUGCAUAUUACAGACCUUACAUUAGUCAAGUGAUCAUGCCAGUGGAGCCAGUGCCAACAGUUGGCUCAUUGGUGACGAUUACAGGAUCCAGCUUCUUCUCAUACACAUCCACAAUCGCAGACAUCACGGUCCAAGUUGAGAACAUAGUCCAACACAUAGUCGACAGUUACCAAGGUCAGGGUUUCAUCUUUGAAGCCAAGGGUACAGGUUUGAACAAACUGAUAACAGUUACAGUCGCCAAGCAAUCCAAUGAUCUAUCAUUCAAUCAAUUCUUCAUCAACUUUACUGCACCAAAGAUCACGGGAAUCACACCAAUGAUCAGUUUGGACAAUGGAGGUGGACAACUAAUUUCUGUCCAAGGUUCGUCAUUUGGCGCGCCAGACACCACUACCGAGUUCUCCAUACUCCUUGCCGAGAACCCUUGUGAGCCAUCAAUAAUCAUAAGCGAUACCCUGGCAACGUGUUUCACGCCAACUGGAACCAACCCGCUGUCCACGGUACGCGUCGUGGUCGACAACCAGGUGUCACAGGAGAGGAACUUCAUCCUGUCGUACAAGGGUCCACACAUCCUCCAGAUCGUGUACCCGCCCAUGCCCACAGCCUACUUCUCCCUGUUCUGGAUCGCCGGAACCAACCUGGGAGUGCGCGAUGGUCUGAUGCCUAGCGUGUUCUUAUACGAUGCCACGGUCGACCUUGAGUGCGAGGACGACCACGACAACUGCUAUAUGGACAAGAAAUACUUUGCCGCUGACGGCCACACCCCGGCACCUGUGCCCGCCGCCCAGAGCCCUGAUGUGGCGAUCAGCAUCGACAACUUCGACCCGUACAUCUCUCUGAACGACUCGUUCCGCCGCACCGUGGACUUUGAUUGUGUGCGCUGCUGGAUGAACCCAGGCAUUGGCCGCGACAUUGUGGUCGAGGUUGGCCUGUACUCGGGAGGUGACAUCGCCCAGGACAAGCUGCGCUACAUCGCACCAUCGAUUGCCAACGCAUCAGUGAGUGAUAGUGACACGGAUGGUGGCGCUCAGAUCACUUUGAUUGGAGACAACUUUGUUCCCAACGAGCUGAUCGUGGAGGUGCACGAGUCUGGUCUCAACCUUACCGACGCUCCACUGGAAGGCCCAGCCAACUACACAAACGUAACAAUGGACGGCACAGUGAUGCUGCACAACGUGUCAUUCGUCAACUCGACAUUCAUCAUCGGCCAGCUGCCUCCAGGCAUCGGCCGCAAUCAUACUAUAAUGACAUCAAUCGGCAAUCAACCAUCAAACACUGUCAACUUUGCGUACAACGCGCCCAACGUGACGUUGGUACCACGCGCACCAACUCCUGGCGGCGUCAACAUCACCAUCCAAGGCCACAACUUUGUGCCAACCAAUGUGUCUGAUGGCGGAGUCACACGCAGCAACGUGACGAUCAACAGCCACCUGUGCACCCCGGUGAAAUGGGUGUCGUCCGCGCAGUUGGUGUGCACUGUGCCAGCGGGUGUCGGCAAGAACCUCAGUCUGGACGUGGCAGUUGGGGGACAGCUCAACACUGACAACUCUACAUUCAGUUAUCUCCCGCCCACUGUCAGUUCGGGACCCUAUGUCUCCCCGACCGAGGGUGGCGCACACGUCACAAUCACCGGAGCCAACUUUGUGCCAGCGUCCCUCGCCAACGACAUCAACACCCAGCACCCACAGCCCGACGCCAACUUCACAGUCAUUAUAGGCGCGACCCCAUGUCAAUCAAUCAGAUGGAUCGAUCAGGACAAGGUGGAGUGUGUAGUGCCCAAGGGCAUUGGCAAGGAGUUGAUCGUCAACGUCACAGUCGGCUUCCAGGCCAUCGAGGCAGCCAACACAUUCUUCUCCUACAACGCACCACAGGUUACCGCGGCCACACUCUCUGACACAGAGGGCAGCUUGAUCACAAUCACUGGUGCUAACUUUGUGCCAACAGGUGUCGACGCCCAGAACUCUAGUGUGGAGAUUGGAUCGGCCACAGACUCGCGCACAUGCGCAAACGCCACAUGGGUCGACCAUCAGACCAUCAGAUGUCUCGCACCCUAUGGGAUGGGCGCCAACAUCCCCAUGCGCGUCAACAUCGCCAACCAACAGGGCACGUACAACAUGUCGUACAACAAGCCAUCAGUCGAUGACCUGGACUACCACGCCCCGACCAAGGGUGGUGUGCAGAUCACAAUCGUCGGCGCCAACUUUGUCCCCAGCCCACUGGCCACCGCGACCACCGCCCAAGGCCAAUCAGCGGACAACUCAAUCUUUGUAGGCGAUCUCCAAUGUUUGGCCGUGUCCUGGAUCAAUGCUUCGCGCGCCGUCUGUACCGUGCCAAGUGGCGAGGGUGUGGACAAGCGCGUCAAGGUCACUGCCGGCCGCCAAGAAUCCGACACCAACACAUACUUCUCAUACGAUGCGCCCAACAUCACUUCGAUCGUGCCUAACCGCGGUCGCAUGCAAGGUGGCACGCGCGCCACAAUCACCGGAGCCAACUAUGGCCUCAACCCAUCGGUUAAGAUUGGCAACGUCGCAACGACCAUCCUCUCAAGCACGCACGAGUCCAUCGUCUGCACCACCCCCGCGUCCAGCACUGAAGGUGACGCGCUGGUUGUGGUCACUGUGGCAGAUGGCCGCUCGACCACCCAACAGGUCAAUUUCACAUACUAUGGCCCACCCAAGAUCGACUCAAUCUCGCCCGCCGACGGUUCAAUCGUUGGCCAGUACGCCGUAACAAUCAAUGGACACAACUUCCGUGAGGAUGGUUCGGUGCUCAGUGUGUACUUCAACGGCCACGCCGAACGCAUCACCUCGUCCAACGACACGAUGAUUGUGUUUGUUUGUCCACGCGGAUGGGGCACCAACAUCAACUUGUACGUCACUUUGGGCGAUCAGCGCAGCAAUGACAACUCAGACUUUUCAUUCCGUGCGCCACAUAUUGACUCGAUCACACCAUCCGAUGGCGGAGUCAGCGAGUCCACCCACAUUGCCAUCAAGGGUACUGACCUCGGACUGUUUGGCCAAACAUCCACCAUCACAGUCGGUGGUGUGGCAUGUCCCAUGGAGACUGUGGCAUACGAUGCCACAGCGCUCACAUGUACCAUCGCGCCCGCUGCCGCUGGACCCAAGGAUGUCGUUGUGACCUUCAAAUCGCGCCAAUCCAACGCCGUCACAUUCACUCAUCGCGACGAUGACUCUUCAUCAUCCUCCUCAUCCUCGUCCUCAUCGUCAUCAGAUUCCAACUCUGGAAGCACAGAAGAGCCAGACAAGACCAAGACACCAGAGAUUGAGGGAGAAGUUGUGAUUGACAUCAUUACCACGACCUCGGUUAUCAUCGACCCUGUGACCAAGAUUGGCACAGUAGUCGUGACAUUCGUCGUGACCAUACCCAUUGGAGUGGUGACUGGCUUGCCAACACCAUGGAGAUUCACGGCCACCGACAUGAUCUUCAAGACCCGCGACCCCAUCCCUUGGAACUUUGACUUUGACGACAUAUUGCCACCCACAAUCACACUGCCCUCGCCACCUAAACUCGGAUGGAUGACCGAUCCACUGGGCAAAUGUAGCCUGAACGCUGUCAUUGGAAGUGCACUGCAGAUCACCAGCAGAUUGGGAGGCAUCACCAGCUUCUUUGGCAAUAUCUUCAACUUCCCAGCUAUCAAUCCAUGUGGUUCAAAUCCAUCCUCAACUACCGAUGGUGGAUCAACAACAACGGACACAACAACCAACAAUCCAUCGACAACUACCAACGGUCCAACGACUGGUCCAUCCACGACCAGCCCAACAACUGGCCCUGCCUCGACUACUGACUCGACCACCUCCACAACCGGUCCUGCCACCACUGGUCCAUCAACCACCAGUCCAACAACUGGCCCAGCCUCGACCACAACAACAACUGGUCCAGCCACAACAAGUCCAUCCACGACCAGCCCAACCACUGGCCCCGCUUCGACCACCACAACCGGUCAAGCCACCACAGGUCCGGCGACAACCAGCCCAACUACCGGUCCAGCCUCGACCACUGACACGACCACAAGUCCCUCGACUACCAGUCCCUCGACAACCACCCCAACAACUGGUCCAGCCUCGACUACUUCCACGACAAGCCCAACCACAACCACCCCAACAACUGGCCCCGCUUCGACCACUUCCACCACCAGCCCAUCAACGACAACCCCAACCACAACCACCCCAACGACUGGUCCCGCCUCGACUACUUCCACCACCAGCCCAUCUACCACCAGUCCAUCGACAACAUCACCAUCCACAACGACUGGAGCUACAACCACGACUGGCGCUACAACAGGUGCUGGAUCAGUGUCAGAACUCGAGGGCAUUGUAUAUGUUGAUAACAACUUCAACAAUGUAUACGACUCUGGAAUUGAUCGUUUGGACUAUGGCACCACUGUACUCAUUGUUGAUCCAACAGGCCACGUUACCAACUUGACAACAGACUUCAAUGGCAAAUAUUACUACGCCACGUUUACUCCUGGCCAACAUACUGUCACCGUGGUCAACACCAAGCCACAGCACAUAAUGCCGAUCACUCAACGUACGGUGCAAGUCGAUCCCGGCGCAAGGGUGAUUGUCAACUUUGCAAAGUUCACCAGGUCCAAGCAGGGCUGUGUCGGCACACUCACAGACGCACAGGGCAACUCGAUCACACUGCAAUAUGGCACAUACAAUCUGUCCAACUUCAACUUUGUCGCGCCAUCACCAUUGACACCAUCGUCGUCGGUGUUUGACCCAAUAUGCCAGUCUACCCUCAUUGGAAGUGGACCACUGGUAACGAUCAAUUACGCGCAGUCAAUCAAGCUCCAACUCUACGUUGAUCAGGACAUGAAUGGAAUGAUGGAUGCCAACGAGACCACUACCAGCCUGCCCGUGAACGGACAGAUCACAAUCAUUUCCAACUCCACGCAGUACAACUCUGCCGUCAACACCACGAUCCAGGUCACCUCGCUCCCGGUGCUGGUCACACUCGAUGUGCCAGCCGACGCCAUCAUCACAUACCGCGCCACCCUAUCUGGAAACCAGACAUCACCCGUGGUCCCCGUGGUCCAGGAUCGUCGUGGCACCCACGUCCACAAAGUCGAUCGCGCUCACCUCCACAGCAGCACUUGGCAGCAAUGUGACUUUGAACCAGAACACAACGAUGCAGUACACAUUCAACAUCACUGA
Acytostelium subglobosum LB1 is the source of this 7701-nucleotide messenger RNA. RefSeq lists its product as hypothetical. The transcript is spliced from 6 exons. Bases 1 to 7701 code for a protein of 2566 amino acids. The record is from RefSeq and is a predicted model, not a curated record. Lineage: Eukaryota; Evosea; Eumycetozoa; Acytosteliales; Acytosteliaceae.